AUGGAAGACUUUCAUCGCUCAACCAUGGCACCAAUGGCUGGUGUUAAUGAUCGAUCCCGUAUUUCGGUGUCUCCCUUCGGAGACCCAAUCCCUGUCAGCACUGCAGAGUUUCGCGCAGUAACUCAUGAGCCAACAAUGCCUGACGACGACAUCAUCAUGUCGGAUCCGUCGGCGAUCUUUGACCCUUCACCCAUGAGGGAGACCAGCCAUACCUCCGAGAAUAUGCAGGUCGUCAUCGACCUUACUUGCGACGAUGAGACCAACCAGGCCAUUGAAGACUUGACCUCUGACAUGGCGCACGUUGCAGCUCCGUCCGCCAUUACCCCUGGCGACGACUCAGCAAGUGGUCAAUCUUCCGGCAACUCAUCUGUCAUUAGCAACCAGUCCGCGAGCCGCAGCCCAACGCCAGAGACGGUACAGCAAGAAAUACGCAUUGGAGGCAUUGCGUUCAAAGCCGGAAUAUCUCUGGAGCUUGAUGAUGGCUCUUUUAUGCGUGUCGAGGACAUGAUUCCUCAGCCUCACGACCUGCGCUUUUUCGGCCGUCGCCUUUACCGUACCACUCACCCCGAAGCCAAGACAUAUCUGCCUAAACUGAACGAUGAAUUGGUCUGGCUCACUCAGAACACCGAUCACGUCAGCAUCAGAAAAGUUCGGCGGGUUGUGACCAUUCGCUUCACCAACUUUCGGACCGAUUUUAACACACCGGGAGAAGAUCUGACUUGCCGGCUGAAGCUUACCAUUCGCCAGGCCGGAGUCGUUAUCGUGCCUGGCCAUGCACCUUUGAGCGCAGAGCAGUGUGCCAUUGAAUGGCUGACCUUGGCUGAAUCAGACCCAGGAUAUGGUAAGCCGGCGAACGUGCUACGCUACGAAUGGAGAGGCCGGACUGCGCCAUUUGGCGAGGCUAGCUCGUCGUCCUUGGCCAUGGAUCUUGAACGACGGGGUGUGAUCGAUUUGACUGCCCCUGAACGUGCAUACACCUUUGGUGACGCGUACUGUGGCGCUGGUGGUGUGUCUUGCGGCGCUAAACAGGCCGGCGUGAAGCUCCAAUGGGCCGUUGAUAUUGACCAGUAUGCACUGGAAACAUACCAGUUGAAUUUCGACGACGUAGAUGUCGAACAUUCCGAUUUUUUCAGUUUCCUUACCAACCGUCCGGAAUUCUUGCGAGUCGAUAUUGCACACUGCUCGCCCCCCUGCCAGACUUGGUCUCCUGCUCAUACUGUGCCCUGUCCUCGCGAUGAUGCCAACUCCGCGUGCGUAUUUUCGGCUGGAAGUUUGAUUCAGGAGUCACGGCCCCGUGUGUUAACCAUGGAGGAAACUAUGGGAUUGCCGCAACGAUUUCCCAUCAUCUUUAAUCGGGUUGUACUGGACAUGGUUGAAUUUGGAUAUUCUGUUCGCUGGUCGGUGCUGGGGUGCGAUGAAUAUGGUGUGCCUCAAGAGCGGAAGAGACUGCUUCUCAUUGCCGCUGGCCCCGGUGAAGCUCUGCCCCAUUAUGCCCAGCCCACUCAUGGCAUGCCUGGUCACGGUUUACUUCCCCGUGCGACCAUUUCAUCCACCAUUGACAAUAUUCCUCCUGAUGCCGACGACCACAAUGUUGAAGGGGCCUUGGCGCGGUGGGCUCUGAGCUACCGGCCCUCUUUUGAUCGCAACUCUCUGGCCAGGACCAUCACUUGCGGGGGCGGCGAAUACAACUACCACCCUUCGGGCACUCGGCCUUAUACGAAUCGUGAGAUGGCGCUCUUGCAGACGUUCCCUCUAGACUUCCAGUUUACUGGGAGAUUCAUGCGUAAGCAGAUUGGGAAUGCCGUGCCCCCGCUCUUCGCUAAAGCCAUCUACGGAGAGAUUGUCAAGUCUCUGCGUCAAACUGAUACGGAGGAGGCCAGGGGAAUCAUUCACUGA
Molecule: messenger RNA, 1896 nt
Organism: Penicillium griseofulvum
Lineage: Eukaryota; Fungi; Ascomycota; Eurotiomycetes; Eurotiales; Aspergillaceae
Product: DNA cytosine methyltransferase
Exons: 2
Coding region: 1-1896 (631 amino acids)
Cellular component (GO): nucleus
Molecular function (GO): methyltransferase activity
Source: RefSeq, a predicted model, not a curated record